Molecule: messenger RNA, 1350 nt
Organism: Arachis stenosperma
Lineage: Eukaryota; Viridiplantae; Streptophyta; Magnoliopsida; Fabales; Fabaceae
Exons: 4
Coding region: 1-1350 (449 amino acids)
Source: RefSeq, a predicted model, not a curated record
AUGGUGGAAAUCAGAGGUAGAACAACAACAGCAAUCAGUAGAACCAAUAUCAACAGAACCAAAACCAGCCUUACUGAGCAUCUCACCAAAGGACAAAAAGACCUUCAAAACUCAAUUAACUCCACCAUAAACGGUCUUAACUCCACCUUACAAGCUCUCAUCUCCCGAUUGGAACCAUCUUCCACCCUCAACAAUCAACAUGCAAGCUCUAGUGCACUUCCUUCUCAACCUUUACCUAACCCCAAAGGAGGAAUCAAUGCCAUAACUUUGAGUUCCAGAACCAUACUGCAAGAGAAGAGUCAUGAAGAGCCAAGCCCAAAAGCAGACAUCCCAGUUGAAGACAUUGUUGAGGUAAAGGAUAUUGAAGAAGAGGAUGUAGUACAAGAAGUGGUUGAAGAAGAAGCGGCUCAACCAAGAAAGCAGACGGAGCUAAAUCCCAAGAUGGUAGAGAUCUUCAAAAAGGUUGAGGUAACUAUUCUCCUUUUUUAUGCUACUCACCAGGUACCUAAGUAUGCUACGUUUCUAAAAGAUUUAUGCAUGAAUAAAGAUAAAAUACAUGAUUUAGAAACUAUUCCUCUAGGUGCAUGUGUGAGUAUUAUUCCAUUAUUUGUAUAUGAUGCUUUGAGGCUCCCUCCCUUAAAGAGGUUGGCAGCACGUUUUGUUUUGGCAGAUAAAAGCAUAAUCUCGGUGGUUGGAAUUACUAAGGACGUGCUAAUGAGCAUUAAGGGACUAACAUUCCCUAUUGACUUUUACAUUUUGGAGAUGCCCCCUAACGACUCAGGAAGACCAUCAUCCAUCCUGCUUGGAAGGCCAUUUCUAAAGACUUCAAGCCAUAAGCAGAAAAUUGAAUUAAAGCCCCUUCUACCCCACCUCAAGUAUGCUUACCUUGAGGAUAAUCAGAAGCUCCCAGUCAUCAUUGCAAGGGAACUCACCUCCCAACAGGAGGAGCAGUUGAUUAGUAUGCUGAGAAGACACAAGAAAGCUAUUGGGUGGAGCUUGGCGGAUAUAGUAGGCAUCAGCCCUCAAGUUUGUGAGCACUGCAUAUUCUUAGAAGAGGGAAUAAGGCUUGUCUGUCAACCUAAAAGGCGACUGAACCCCACCAUUCUACAAGUUGUGAAGAAGGAAGUGACCAGAUUGCUUGAAGCUGACAUCAUCUAUCCAAUCUCGGAUAGUGAAUGGGUCAGCCCAGUACAGGUGGUACCAAAGAAGUCUGACGUCACAACAGUGAAGAAUGAGCAUGGGGAACUCAUUGCAACUAGAGUGCAGAACUCCUGGAGGGUGUUCAUUGAUUAUAGGUGCCUCAACCAGGCCACUCGCAAGGAUCACUAUGCACUGUCUUUCAUCGAUUAA